AUGAAACAAACACACCUGUUCUGGCUGCCGUUGUUAUUCUCCACAAGUGGAAUAACCGCUCUCCAAGCCCCGUACAGUAUUCCAGAUUUUGUUUCAUUGUCGAGUAAACAGUGGCCCUCUACCUCGAAGUGGGCUUCGUUGAACACAUCCCUGGGAGGACGGCUCGAGGUUCUGCGACCAUGGGCUGCUGUAUGCUAUCUCUCAGAUGCUCUUUACGACUACGAGAAGUGUCAGGCAGUGCUUACGGGAUACGACAACGACACAAUGGCAAGUCAAACCCCAUUUCUAAACACCAGAAUCUUUGUGCCGGCAGCUCUGCUGUGGACAAAUUGGGAGGCAUGCGGUUAUGGGAACGGGUGUCCCCUGAACUAUAGCGACCCCCAGAUUAUUCAUGAUCAGGUGUGCCACCAGGGCACUACGCCUCCUUAUAGCGUCGCGAUCAAUAACGCAAACGACGCGAGUAUUGUUGUGAAAUGGGCUGUGGAGAACAAAGUGAAGUUGACGGUUAAGAACACGGGACAUGAUUACCUUGGGAGAUCAGCAGCCCCAUCGACACUCCAGGUAAAUACACACACUAUGAACGACAUAUCAUACGUCCCCGAGUUUGUGCCGCAAGGAUCCUCUGCAGCGCCCGUGCCAGCGUUGACUUUUGGUGCAGGUGCACAACUGUACAACAUAUACGCUUAUACAGGAGCAAUGAAUAUCUCUGCUGUAUUAGGUGCAUGCACUACUGUAGGAGCCGCUGGGGGCUAUCUGCAGGGCGGUGGACAUGGAGUGUUAACACCCGCAUAUGGGCUCGGCGCUGAUCAUGUUCUCGAAGUUGAGAUCGUGACUGCUGAUGGAAGCAUAAGAACAAUCAAUGCUGUCCAGGACCCUGAGCUCUUCUGGGCUGUUAGAGGCGGGGGCGCUGGAAGCUGGGGAAUCAUCACAUCCGUGACAAUUCAAACUUACCCUGAAAUUGGCAUUGGGGCGUCUCUCCUUGUCAUUGAGCCAAAUCUUUCCCAAAACUUGACUACUCUUUCCAUUGAUUUUAUUGCGCUCUUGGGCAAGUACCAAAACAAACUGGUUAACUCUGGUAUCGUCUCAGUUCUAAUUCCGUUCGAGGCACAGUACAUCCUCAACUUUUACUUGCCGACCACGACUUCGCACAUGUCGACUCUCUACCCAUUUUUCUCUGAACUUCUGACACUUUCGUCCAACUACACCGUGGCGUCAAACACGACCUCAGCAACGAUGUUUGCGUCCGUCACAACUGCUGAAACGGAGUACAUCGGGCCUUUCUUCGACAGUUUCAAUUUCUACGGUGCAUCAGACCAACUAUCAUCCCGUCUCGUUCCGCAGGCGAGCCUAACUACAUCAGCGUCAAUCCAAGAAGUAGCAGAAGCGAUCUGGGCAGGAGGCCAGAUUCUUAAUGAACCUCUCCAAUCCGGACCGCCGGGUACCUUCGGUGCCGCCCCGCCGUUCUUGUUAGGGAAUAUGCCAGCUGCCACGCGCCAGAAGGUGAACGAAACGGGUGCGAACCCUGGGUUGUAUGAAGCCGCGUGGCAUGUGGUCUUUGGGGCGUCAUGGACAGUUGGUGCCAAUGAGACGACCAGCAAUAUGAUCAUGGAAGCUGUCCAUAGUGCGACUAACCCCCUUACCGCACUCGGCAUUACAAGCAGUUAUCAGAACGAAGGCGACGCCUUCGAGAUGAACUGGCAGCAAGUGUUCUUUGGGUACAAAUAUGCGAACCUGUCUUCCAUAAAACAACAGUACGAUCCUGGAAAUUGUGAGUCUGCUACUUGUAAGACCACGCAGACGACUUACUAA
Suillus paluster is the source of this 1809-nucleotide messenger RNA. RefSeq lists its product as uncharacterized. The transcript is spliced from 12 exons. Gene Ontology annotation, molecular function: FAD binding; oxidoreductase activity. The record is from RefSeq and is a predicted model, not a curated record. The coding region runs from base 1 to 1809 and encodes 602 amino acids. Lineage: Eukaryota; Fungi; Basidiomycota; Agaricomycetes; Boletales; Suillaceae.